AUGUCGAAAGAAGCCCCUCUCUCAAUCGCAGAGCGCGAGUUCAUUCUUGAAGCUUUGCGACAGGACUCCCGCCUCGAUGGACGCACACCAGACCAGUUCCGUCCCCUGAAGAUCUCAUUUGGGGACGAAUAUGGACAUGUGAACUUGGAGCUUGGCAAUACUAGCAUCAUUGUUCGCAUCUCUGCUGAGGUCACGAAGCCACGAGAUGAGCGUCCCUUCGACGGUCUAUUCAACAUCAACCUAGAGCUUUCCGCAAUGGGCUCCCCCGCGUGGGAGAAUGGUCGACCCAACGAUGUCGAAUCGUCUGUGACGCAUGUCCUCGACAGCGUCAUCCGCCACUCCAACGCUCUCGACACCGAAUCCUUGUGUAUCCUCAAAGGCGUGAGCUGCUGGAGCAUCCGUGCUGAUGUGCACGUUGUUGCAUAUGACGGAAACUUGACUGAUGCCGCCUGUAUUGCUGUCAUGACCGGACUCCAGCACUUCCGCCGCCCAGAUGCUGUCGUGCGUGAUGGUCAAGUCGUUGUGUACGGCGUGGAGGAACGAGUCCCCGUGGCGCUCAAUAUUACCCAUAAGCCUCUCUCCGUCACCUUUUUCGCCUUCAACGAGAGCAAGAACAUCAUUGUCGAUGCGACACUGAAGGAGGAGCAGGCCUCCGAAGGUGAACUGGUCAUCGGCAUCAACAAUGGCGGAGAGAUGUGCUUCAUGAACAAGUUCUCGGGUGCAACCAUCAACGCCAGAGAAAUCGUGACGCGCACUUCUGUCGCCUUGGAAAAGGUCAAGGAUCUCAAUGCUCAGAUCGACAGGGCGAUGCAAGCUGACCUGGCCCUGCGAGCGAAGAGGGGAAUGGCUGAAGAAUCUCGCGCCGAGAAUGACCGCUAA
Messenger RNA from Penicillium diatomitis, 879 nucleotides. RefSeq names its product exosome non-catalytic core subunit RRP45. Lineage: Eukaryota; Fungi; Ascomycota; Eurotiomycetes; Eurotiales; Aspergillaceae. The record is from RefSeq and is a predicted model, not a curated record. Gene Ontology annotation, biological process: nuclear mRNA surveillance; nuclear polyadenylation-dependent mRNA catabolic process; U5 snRNA 3'-end processing. Gene Ontology annotation, cellular component: cytoplasmic exosome (RNase complex); nuclear exosome (RNase complex). The transcript has 3 exons. The coding region runs from base 1 to 879 and encodes 292 amino acids.